This is a messenger RNA of Nerophis lumbriciformis (worm pipefish), 891 nucleotides long. The record is from RefSeq and is a predicted model, not a curated record. NCBI's taxonomy places the organism in Eukaryota, Metazoa, Chordata, Actinopteri, Syngnathiformes, Syngnathidae.
AUGUCGGUCGACAGCGUGUUCCGGACCCGCUCCCUCGGCGUGGCCGCUGAGGGUCUUCCUGAUCAGUAUGCGGACGGGAAAGCAGCGAAAGUCUGGCAGCUGUACAUUGGAAACACGCAGAGUAGGACGCAGGAGUAUAAAAGCUGGGUGGUGUCACUGCUGAGAAAACAGGGUGUCCGAACAGUGCUGGAUGUAGCCUGCGGAACAGGAGUGGACUCAAUUAUGUUGGUGGAGGAGGGCUUCAAUGUGAUGAGUGUGGACGCUAGCGACAAAAUGCUCAAGUAUGCACUGAAGUCAAGAUGGGAGAGAAGAAAAGAAGCAGCAUUCGACCAAUGGGUAAUUGAAGAAGCCAACUGGCUGACGCUCCCAGAAGACGUCCAGAAACCAGGAGGAAACGGCUUUGACGCAGUUAUUUGCCUUGGCAAUUCCUUCGCCCACUUACCAGAUUUUAAAGGGGACCAGAGUGACCAAAAAUUGGCUCUCCAGAACAUUGCGAGCAUGGUCAAACCAGGUGGAAUCCUCAUCAUUGACCACCGCAAUUAUGACUACAUCCUGGAGACUGGGCGGGCACCACAAGGCAAAAAUGUUUACUACAAGAGCGAUCUAACUCAGGACAUUUCCACUUCUGUGCUGUGGGUGAACAAUAAGCCACAUAUGAUCACUCUGGACUACACCAUCCAAGUUCCUCAGGCUAGUCCUCAGAGCUUGCCUGAGGUCAGUAAAUUCCGUCUCUCCUACUACCCUCACCGCCUGGAGAACUUCAAAGCGCUACUGCACGAAGCUUUCCACGGAAAAGUGGAGCACAACGUCUACGGAGAUUUCAUGGCAUACGUUCCUGGCCAAGCUCAAGCACCAUGUUACUUCAUUCACGUUUGCAAGAAGACUGCAUAG